UUUGGAGCAGGUUGGACUAUGGCUCUCUAUGUGCAGCGUUUCGCGCUCUCCCUGCUUCUUCUGGGAGUUAAUGUGAUCAUCAGCAUUCAAGCUCAAGAGGUGGCAGCGUCUGAGGCGUGGACUGCCAGGUCCUGCAAAUGUGACUGUGAGGGAGGUGAGACUCCGACUGAGUUUUCCUCCAUUGUGACCGGCUCUCCCAAGGUGAGAGGAGUGGACUGCAUGCCAGAGUGUCCGUACCACAAGCCUCUUGGAUUUGAGGCCGGGUCAGUGAGUCCGGACCAGAUCACCUGCUCCAACCAGGAACAGUACACCGGCUGGUUCUCCUCCUGGGUCCCCAGCAAGGCCCGGCUCAACAGUGAGGGCUUUGGGUGUGCCUGGCUCUCUAAGUUUCAGGACAACAGUCAGUGGGUGGAGAUCGACCUGAUGGAGGUGAAGUUGGUGUCAGGGAUCCUCACCCAGGGCCGCUGUGAUGCUGAUGAGUGGAUCACCAAGUACAGCGUCCAGUACCGCACAGACGAAAAGCUCAACUGGAUCUAUUACAAAGACCAGACUGGAAACAACAGGGUGUUUUACGGAAAUUCUGAUCGCUCCUCGUCUGUGCAGAACCUCCUGCGGCCGCCCAUCGUAGCGCGCUUCAUCCGCAUCAUCCCCCUCGGGUGGCACACACGCAUCGCUCUGCGCCUGGAGCUGCUGCUUUGCAUGGACAAAUGCAAAUAAACCUCUCCUCCCGCCAUCCCCGAGGCCUUCUCCCGAAACCUCAUCCUAAUUCCCACCAUUGUCUGAGUGUGUGGUCUCGUUAUAUUCACAGAUGUUGCCCCCUCCAGCUAAAUGUAUAAAACCACAAAUUGAAGACAAGACCUUCUGAUUUAAAAAAACAAUUUGACUUUUGUGAUUUCAUUAACUGUUCAUUUGAUGUGCUCAAAGAGCUUCCAUUCUCCCCUCUCUCUAUUGUCUGUGUUGAACCAGCCUCUCACAUCAGGCUUUCAUUCGGUGCGUUCUCAAUAGAUUGCUGCAUUUGCAAGGAAAUGGCAUAAAUUCAAAGAAAUAAUCAGGCAUGGAGAGGGAGAGGCAGUGUUGCUAUGGAGGUGGUAUCCAACAGCUAGACACAAGCUCUUCCAAAAAUAUUUGUGUCCUCCUGUGAAAUCCUGUCUGCUUCUCCUGUAACAGUAAACAAGGACCUUUCACCCUCUGCUCUGUAUAAUCCUUCAAAGAUAAGGCUGGUGUUAAUCAACAUUCUUUUUACUGUCAACAAAUUCCAUAUACAAAACAAUUCAUUUGAUCAUAGUUUUGUUUGUGUGACCAAAGCCACAUUUAAUAUCUGUUGUAUUAUUCCCCAAAAUUAUAAAUACAUAUAAAUGAGCCACCCUGUUGCAUAUAUGUGACUUAACCAUAGAUUACUUUAGUUAUAUUGAGUCAAUAGCAAACACAUUAUCCUGCUGCUUUAAGUACUCAAUGUGUAUUGAUCUGCAGCGUAACAUUGACUUUUGGGGGGACCAAAAUAAAAAGGAUACAAUUAGGUUACAUAAUUGAGUGUGGUUUUACUGCCAGACAGAAUUAAAAAAGCCAAAAAUAACACUUGCUUUGCUUCUCUGAGAGAUUUGUUGAUAAUAAGGAAUCUGUAGAAUAAUAAGACUUGUUCUUUCAAAACGCCUGUGAUGAUGUUAUUCCCAUUUUCUAUUUUAGUUGUAACAAUUUUAACCUGAAGAACAUUUUUACAUUCAUCUUUUUUCAGUGUGUUUGCAAUGUAAAGAUAGAGGGAUGGAUAAUGUGCUUGUUGUUAACUCCUGAUUAGUUUCAUUUGUUUCAUUUACUUUC
Gymnodraco acuticeps is the source of this 1815-nucleotide messenger RNA. It is a transcript of the gene rs1a, whose product is annotated as retinoschisin 1a. The coding region runs from base 19 to 717 and encodes 232 amino acids. The record is from RefSeq and is a predicted model, not a curated record. The transcript is spliced from 6 exons. NCBI's taxonomy places the organism in Eukaryota, Metazoa, Chordata, Actinopteri, Perciformes, Bathydraconidae.